This is a messenger RNA of Triticum aestivum (bread wheat), 1408 nucleotides long. RefSeq names its product mitochondrial metalloendopeptidase OMA1-like. The transcript has 3 exons. Gene Ontology annotation, cellular component: membrane. The record is from RefSeq and is a predicted model, not a curated record. Bases 13 to 756 code for a protein of 247 amino acids. Gene Ontology annotation, molecular function: metalloendopeptidase activity. NCBI's taxonomy places the organism in Eukaryota, Viridiplantae, Streptophyta, Magnoliopsida, Poales, Poaceae.
CGGCGGCCGGCGAUGGGGAUGAUGACCAUGCACCGUGGCUACCACGUCGAGACCGUGCCCUACACCAACCGCGCCCACCUCGUCCCCCGCUCCGGCCGGGCCGCACGCGAGCGCCAUGCCACCGACUCCUACUUCGCCGCUUUCAAGAAGCAGUACGCAUCCUGGAUCCUCAAGGAGAACGACGAUCAGACCGUCCGCGUCAAGCGCAUCGUCAUGGAGCUUGUCGGUGGCGUCCACCGUAGCCUGCCCAACAAGGCUCGCCACUGGGUGGACGACCUCAAGUGGGAGGCGGUUGUUCUCAGACACGACAGCGUCAACGCUUAUGUGCUAUGCACCGGCAAAAUCGUAGUUUUCACCGGGCUGCUCCGCCGUCUCCACACCGACGCCGAGAUCGCCGCUGUUCUUGGGCACGAGUUCGGACACGUUCUUGCAAAGCACACGUCAGAGAUGAUCGCAAACUUGAUCGACAACAAGUGGUUUCCGGCCCUCCUCACCGCCCCAUUCCUACGAUGGCAGGAGAUAGAAGCAGACUAUAUCGGAAUGAUGCUACUCGCAGCUGCUGGUUACGAUCCACAUGAAGCCCCUCGAGCCCUUGAGAAGGUCGGGAAGAUGGAAAGAAAAUCUGUAUUGGAGAAACUGCUGUCUUCCCUCUCUCAUCCAUCCUGCAAGAAAAGGUCACGGCUGCUAUCGCAACCUAGGGUCAUGAGGAAGGCGAUGACAUUAUACACACAAGUGAAAGGAAAGAAGGAUUUGUGAAGUUGCAAGUAAGUACUAUAGCUACACACUUGAGUUAUUUCUAGGCAACAAGAUCAAGAAAUUUACUAUGGUGAUGACAAGGAAGAAAAUAGACUGGUUCUAGAAAGUAAUGACCCAGGAACAAUUACCCUAUUGAGUUGGGUGCUUCUCGAAAUAUGUCUCACAAUUGAAAAUUUUCAUAUCCAAAACUUGUGUAUUCUAGAGUUUCCUAUUUGUGCGUUCAUGAUCUUAGGGCAUCUCCAAGGCGGACCCACAACCUUCCGCAACCAUCCGGACCGCGAAAGCCACGCAACGCCGACCUGUAUCGGUCCGUGGGGCGGUCCUGAUGUGAUUUCUCUCACAAAUUAGGAACAAAGUGGGAGAGGUUUGCAGGAGUUAGGACACCCGAAACGUUAGACUCCGACAACCUCGGCCCACCCAAUCCUCCCUCCUGGCCCUAUUUCCUUCCACAUCGCCCCUUCUCCCCCUUGCUUUGCAUCCGCACCCUCCACCUCCACCGUCGCUGUUAUUCGUCUGAGGCCACCACAGAGGCAUCGCCGGACGUCUGCAACCAGCACCGACGUGCCAGCUCGCUGUUUCGAUGGAUCUUUCUAUAGCCUGGAACCGUUUUUACCCAGGUACACUCCACCCCCUGUCCACGACCUCCAUGGCA